Stylonychia lemnae is the source of this 1539-nucleotide messenger RNA. NCBI's taxonomy places the organism in Eukaryota, Ciliophora, Spirotrichea, Sporadotrichida, Oxytrichidae. The record is from the annotation of a GenBank genome assembly.
AUGGUAGAAUAAUCACUCACAUUCAAGGAUUAUCCCUUUUUGAAAGAACUCGGCCUUGCUGAGACAAACUUUGGUUGCUAUAGAAAAGGUGAAUGGGUUGGCCACGGAGAUGAGAUAGUCUCUGUAAAUCCUCAUAACAACAGGCCAAUCGCUAAGAUUAAGCUUGCUAAUGGCUAGGACUACUAGGACUGCAUUAAGGCAAUGGAAGGAGAGAAGCUCAGAUGGGCAAAGACUCCUGGUCCAGUCAGAGGAGAAAUAGUCAGAUAAAUUGGAGAUGCCUUCAGAAGAAAGAAGGAAGCAUUAGGUUUACUUAUUUCUCUAGAAAUGGGAAAGAUUAAGAGUGAAGGUCUUGGAGAGGUAUAAGAGUAUAUUGAUAUUUGUGAUAUGGCUACUGGAUUAUCAAGAACCAUUGAGGGUAAAGUACUGCCUAGUGAGAGACCAGGUCAUUUCAUGAUGGAGCAAUGGAACCCAUUGGGAUUAAUUGGUUGCAUUACAGCAUUCAAUUUCCCAGUUGCAGUUAGCGGCUGGAACGCAGCUAUCGCAUUCAUUUGUGGUGAUCUCAUGAUCUGGAAGCCAGCACUGACUACAUGUCUCUGCUCAAUAGCAACCUAAAAUAUUAUCAAUGAGGUACUAUAAUAGCAUGGCUUCAACUCCAUCCAAACUCUAUGUGCUGGAGAUGGACCAAACGUUGGUGCUCUCCUUGUAAAUGAUCCAAGGCUCCACUUGAUCUCAUUCACUGGCUCCACUCAGGUUGGUAGACAUGUCUCAGCAGAAGUUGCUAAGAGAUUCGGGCGAACCAUUCUUGAACUAGGAGGAAACAAUGCUGCUGUAAUUAUGCCAGAUGCUGAUCUAGAACUUGCUUUGAAGGCUUGUGUCUUUGCUAGUGUAGGUACUGCAGGACAAAGGUGCACCACUCUCAGAAGAAUCAUUAUUCAUGAGAGCAUUCAUGACUAGUUCGUGAAUGCAAUGGUCUCAGCAUACAAAACUAUUAGAUAAGGAGAUCCACUCAACCCAGAGACUCUCUUAGGACCACUUCACACCAAAGAUGCAGUUAAGUAAUAUAAGGAUGGUAUAGAAGAAAUCAAGAAGCAAGGAGGUAAAAUCCUAUUCGGAGGAGCAGUUUUAGAGGGACCAGGUAACUAUGUUCAACCAACUGUGGUUAGUAUUGGCCAUGAUGCUCCAAUAGUAAAGCAUGAGUUAUUCGCACCUGUUGUCUAUGUUAUCAAGUUCAAGACUCUAGACGAGGCAAUCCAAUAUAAUAAUGAGGUUCCACAGGGACUAUCAAGCACUAUCUUUACUAAGGACAUGCAAAACUACUUUAACUGGGUCGGUCCUGCAGGUUCUGAUUGUGGUAUUGUUAAUUGCAACAUUGGUACCUCAGGUGCAGAAAUCGGAGGUGCAUUCGGAGGAGAAAAAGAGACCGGUGGUGGUAGAGAGUCUGGCUCUGAUUCAUGGAAAUAAUAUAUGAGAAGAUCAACUUGCACAGUUAACUACACAAACUAUCUAGCUCUCGCUCAAGGUGUUCAAUUCAAGUUAUGA